Messenger RNA from Clupea harengus (Atlantic herring), 1967 nucleotides. RefSeq names its product BTG anti-proliferation factor 2 (gene btg2). Gene Ontology annotation, cellular component: nucleus; cytoplasm. Gene Ontology annotation, biological process: negative regulation of cell population proliferation. Lineage: Eukaryota; Metazoa; Chordata; Actinopteri; Clupeiformes; Clupeidae. The record is from RefSeq and is a predicted model, not a curated record.
GCGAUAACAACAAGAAGGUUCAGAACACAGCUGAGGUUGGGAAGAUAGGCCACGACACCGAAUCUUCCGGACUCAGACUCAAUAAUGCGCGAUUUUUUCAGCUAAAACGAACUUUUUGCUUUGUUAAUCUCAAUGCUGCUGACUUUUCACUUGGACGACAUCAAGAUAAGAGUGACGUUGCCGUAGCCUGCCAUCACAGCUAACAUAUCACUUUGUCAGUCGUCUAGUACCUGCACUUUGGCUCCUGGACGUUUUUGAAAUAUCGAACAGAAACGGCUAAUUGCCUAGAAACCCUUAAGAUAUUUUGAAGAAAAUGAACCACAGCUACGGAACCAAAGCAGAAAUGGGCCCCGAGGUAACCGCCGCGUCGAACUUUGUUUCCAGACUGCUGAGAACAAGGGGCUAUCUCAGCGAGCAACAGCUUUCGGUUUUCAGGGAUUGUCUCACGCAAGCUUUGUCAGAACACUACCAGCAGCACUGGUUCCCCGACAGACCACAGAAGGGAUCUGGUUAUCGAUGCAUCCGCAUUAACCACGAAAUGGACCCCAUAAUUUCUAAAGCUGCAACUAGGAUCGGAGUACCUUGUGAACAGCUGUUCACGCUUCUGCCACGGGAGUUGACCCUCUGGAUUGACCCCUACGAGGUCUCCUAUCGGAUCGGGGAGGAUGGUUCCAUAUGUGUUUUGUAUGAAGCAGAGGCCCCUAAAACCAGCACCGCACCAGCCAACCUCAGUGCUUCCCCAUUUGAUCAGACUUGCAAGAAUCAGUUUCUGAUGGGUGGUCGUAAUAGCCCUCCCAAAAACUACCUGAUUAAUGUGUCCAGCUAAAGUGAGAAACCAUCAUGAGGCUCUGAAAACUGGUGUUGUGAGUUGGUGUGAGCUGUCGACCACCCACAGUAUAUUGAGUAAAUUCCUGGAAUCUGGGCAUCUCAAGAUAUUCUAACCCCUUUUAAUGUAACUUAAUUCUUAUUUAAUUGUGAGUGAACAUUUCAAAAGCACUGCUAUUCUUGGAGGAAUGGUCCCACUUGGCUCAUUGCAUUUAGGGUUAGAAUUUGAAAUAUUGUCAGGCGCUUUUUUGCACUACUGGUACUUUCUGGGUCUAGUGUGCAUUUAUCCUGUGAUACUUGCAUGCCAAAUUAAACUGGGACCUUACUUGUACAAGACAUGAACACUGGGGCUGGCAAUACUUUCUCUUGGUGCAAUGAGCCCCACACCUAAUAUUCAGGAACACAAAAGACAUAGGCUAAUUGGAGUGAAGGUAUUCUCUCAGGCACCCACAGUGAUCUUUGUUUGGCAAUGUAUUUUCUGUUAUUGUUGUGUCAAUCAAAUGGGAACACAAGUUCACCAUUGAGGGGUGGACUGCUUGAGGACCCAAAAAUAAGCGACAGCUGCUUUUCUGUGUACCUCCUGCCUUAACUGUAAUGUGACCAUUUCUAGAACUAUGACCAUCAUUUGCCAAACUCUCAUUCCAAUCCUGUUGUGCAAUAUUUUACAGUGUUCCAAAAAUGGGUUUGUUAAUGUCCUGUUGUUGUUCUGAAUCUUGAUAUUUACUUCAAUUUACUUUGAUUUACAAAAGCUAAAACACCAAGACUGUGGAAGGCGUUUUGUUUCCGUCAUGUUUCCUUUGGAAACAAUCUGAAUGUUUUAAGGAGGAUUGAAUUAUUCUCUCCCCCAAAUAAGUUGCUGUUUUUGUUAAGUGAAUUAAUGCUGUGAGGUGGUUGGUUGGCAACACGCCUGUUUUCACUGCCAGUGUGACGUUCUCAUUCUCUGUAGCAUUCUCCCACCAGGGCUGUUGAGCAGCGCUGUUCUUGUUUACUUUUUUGUAGAUGGAGAUAAAUGUAGUUUGUAAGCUAUUUUAAACACAGUAUGCUUUUAAAAUGUACAUUCUUUUUAAAUGAAUUUGUGCAUAUAUAGAGACCUGUACAGUUUGGGGGGCAGUUUUAUUACAAUAAACCUUUUAUGAAUUUUA